Molecule: messenger RNA, 2585 nt
Organism: Conger conger (European conger)
Lineage: Eukaryota; Metazoa; Chordata; Actinopteri; Anguilliformes; Congridae
Product: ETS-related transcription factor Elf-2-like
Exons: 9
Coding region: 487-2187 (566 amino acids)
Biological process (GO): cell differentiation; regulation of transcription by RNA polymerase II
Cellular component (GO): nucleus
Molecular function (GO): sequence-specific DNA binding; DNA-binding transcription factor activity, RNA polymerase II-specific
Source: RefSeq, a predicted model, not a curated record
AGCGAGGGAGAGACAGAGAGAUGGAAGAGAGAAGGAGGAAGGAAGGGAGAAAAACCGAUCAAGCGUGAAAAAGAAGCAGAGAUAGAAGUAAAGAGAGAGGGAGGGAGAUAAACUGCAAGUGAGAGAGACGGAGAGAGAGCGAGACCGGGAGAGGGAGUGUGAGGGAGAGGGAGCGAGAGACGGAGGGAGAGAGUGGGAGAGAGAGGUGUACGCAGCCUUGUCUGGCCACAGCCUCGUUGAGUACAGAGCUGCAGUGCAGCUGGGCUCUCCUCUCCUCUCCUCUCCUCCAGUCGCUCUCUCCGGACCCAGGCCAGGGCAGGAUGGACCCCAGGGGACGUUCCCACAGCAGGAGGGAGCGUGGCCCUGCUCCUGGCCGGGUUAGGUCUGGGACUGCAGUACCGGAGGCUGACACACGGAAGCACUGUGGUGCAGGGGCUGUCAGAGUCUUACCGCUGAGAGCACGGCCCGCUCCGAAGGGAAUGCGUCAUGACCUCUGUGGUUCUUGUUGAUGGCGGAGGAUCGGUGCUGGAGUAUGUGACCGCGGUGGAGGACCCUCAGCAGGAGGAGGGCCAGUGUGAGGAGGAGUACCCGGCCGUGAUUGUGGAACCCGUGCCCAGCCCUCGGGUGGAGCAGUGCUUCGCCGCCCAGGUUCUGGUGUACGAUGACGAGACGUACCUGAUGCAGGACGUGGCGGAGGAACAGGAGGUGGAGACGGAGGUGGUGGAGACAGUGGAGGCGUCGGUCCACAGCAGUAAUGUCCUCUGCUCGGACAAGACCAUCGAGGCGGCCGAGGCCCUCCUGCACAUGGACUCUCCCAGCAGCCUGAGGGGCGACCGCAGCCCAGUGGAGGUGUUUGUGCCGCCCUGCGUCACCACGCCGGAGUUCAUCCACGCCGCCAUGCGGCCGGACAUCAUCUCAGAGACGGUGGUGGAGGUGUCCACUGAGGAGAGUGAGCCCAUGGAGGUGUGCACCGUCAUCGAGGCCCCAGAGAGCGAGCCAAUCAAGAAGAAGAAAGUGGGAAGGAAGCCGAAGACGCAGUCGGCGGUGUCCAAUGGCUCUCCUGAACUGGGGAUAAAGAAGAAACCCAGAGAAGGGAAGGGUAACACCACAUACCUGUGGGAGUUCCUGCUGGACCUCCUCCAGGACAAGAACACCUGUCCCAGGUACAUCAAGUGGACCCAGAGGGAGAAGGGCAUCUUCAAGCUGGUGGACUCCAAGGCUGUGUCCAAGCUGUGGGGCAAACACAAGAACAAGCCUGACAUGAACUACGAGACCAUGGGCCGCGCACUGAGGUACUAUUACCAGCGGGGCAUUCUGGCCAAGGUGGAGGGCCAGCGGCUGGUGUACCAGUUCAAGGAGAUGCCCAAGAACAUCGUGGUGAUCGACGAGGAGAAGGCGGAGGCCGGGGCCGAGGACCUCCUGAGUGCGGAGAAGUCAUUCGAGCGCGUGCCCCCCUCCUCCGAGACGCUGCUGGCCAAGGGCCCGGGCAUCCUGCGGGGGGGCGGCCGCGGGGCCCCCGCCAAGGCCAAGGCCUCUCAGCCCGCGGCCCCCCGGGUGGUGACGGUCACGACCAUGGCAGACAGCAUGGCUGGACAGCAGCAGACCCACACCGCCAUCAUCCCCACGGCAACCGGGCCCAGGACGGUGCGGGUGGCCAUGCAGGUUCCCGUGGUCAUGACAUCGCUGGGGCAGAAGAUCUCAACGAUGGCGGUGCACACGGGCAGCCCCACCCUCCUCACCAACAGUGGCCCCAUCAGCGCGGGCGGGGCCCCCAAGGUGCUGUUCCAGACCAUCCCCACGGUGAUGCCGGCCACAGCCGAGAACGGGGACAAGAUCACCGUGCAGCUGGCCAAGAUCAUCACCAUCCCGGCCGGCCAGCUGGCCCAGUGCCAGCUGCAGGGCAAGGUGGGCCCCGGGGCCGCGGGGGCCCCCAGCAUCAGCCUGAUGGGGUCCCCGCUGGCCGUGCGGGCCCUCACGCCCGUGUCGAUGGCCUCGGGGGGGGCGCAGGUGGUGAGGCUGGCGUUGCCGGGGCAACACACCGUGCAGCACGGCGGGCACGCGUUGGUGCGGGUCGUCACCCCCGUCGCCAAGGCGACCACGACAGAGCAGGACCCCACCAGCCCCCAGACCCCCAGUGCUGACACCCCCACCUACAUCACGGUGAAGAUCGAGGAGCCAGACUGCUGAGGGCGGGGCCACUGGCCGGCGGGAGGGGGGUGUCUACGGCCAGACGGUGGAAGUGACUCUCUCAUUUUUAUUCUUUUUUGCGCCUUCCCAGUCAGGAGACCGUGGCACCCUCCUCGCCUCUAGAGGGUGCUCUCUCGAAACGUACGCUUUCACAAACCAAGUCCCCCCUCGUGGCUGUUCUGGUCCGAGUGACGGUGAAGACGCCCCCGAGGCUGGCACGACGCUCCCCCGUGUCUGGACAUCCGUCCCACGCUGCCCCAUGGGGUGAGGAGGCGGGGGGCACCGUCAAAAUCGCAGAGGAAACUGAACAGCAUGGGGACCAAGACAAAUCACUACAGUCUCAUACACGCGCUUACAACACCACAAACACUAAACUCAAGUACUGAAACCAAACUCAU